CUCGUAAGUUGAUUUUAAAGCCAAAAUAAAUAUUACCAAAGCCUUUCAGGUUGUACGUGAUAAUAUAACUUCUGGUGUAUCUUGUUGCUUCGGAUAUUUUGUACUUAAUUUAAAACAGGAUCCUCUUUAGCUUCCUGCGCAAUACAGCUAGCGUAGCGUUGUGUUUCGUUACAAUAGCACAUCACCAGAGUAUUUGGGACCAACGAUUUGUAAUAAGUGUGGAGAGGAUGGAGAACGAGGAGCAACCAGAUGAUCAUCAGUCACUGGAGAAGAAAAGUGAAAGAUUCAGACUUCACAUGGUGACGUGGAACGUGGCGACGGCUGAUCCUCCUGAUGAUGUGGCCUCACUUCUCCACUUGAACUCGCCAAAGACUCCUGACCUCUAUGUCAUAGGGUUGCAGGAAGUGUACUCAGGGCCAGCGAGGUUUGUGUCGGACAUGAUAUUUGACGACCCCUGGAGUCAGCUGUUUAUUUCCACACUAGCUCCAUUGAAUUACGUCAAGCUGUCAUCAAUAAGAAUGCAGGGUCUGCUGCUGCUCUUCUUCUCCAAACUGGAGCACGUCCCCUUCAUCAGAGACAUCCAGGCCACCUACACCCGCACCGGCAUAUUUGGUUACUGGGGUAACAAAGGCGGUGUGUCGGUUCGUCUGUCUUUUUAUGGACACAUGCUCUGCUUCCUCAACUGCCACCUGGCUGCCCAUAUGAAUUAUGCAAAUGAAAGGGUGGAUGAGUUUGAGCACAUCAUGGACACACAGACCUUUGAUUGCAAGAAAGCUCCAAGAAUAAUUGAUCACAGGCUAGUAUUCUGGUUCGGAGAUCUCAACUUCAGGAUCCAGGACCACGGCAUGCACUUUGUCCGCUCGUGUAUCAACAACCAAACCUACAACCUGCUGUGGAGUCAUGACCAGCUGCUCAUGCUGAAGAAAAAGGAGCAGCUGCUGCAGGAGUUUGAAGAAGGACCACUGGACUUUCAGCCCACUUUCAAAUUUGACUUGAACUCAGAUACCUAUGACAGCAGCGGCAAGAAGCGAAAACCUGCCUGGACCGACCGGAUUCUGUGGCGGGUCCGACCCAAAUCCCAAUCCAAUGACGAGCAAGAUGAAAACGAUGUAAAGGAGAGGAAUCAACUGAAAGAGGAAGAGGAGUAUCCUCUGAAGGUCCAGCAGGACUUGUACACCAGCAACAUGGAGUACAGCAUCAGUGACCACAAACCUGUGAUCGGGAUCUUCACCCUGGAGCUGACAAAGAUGCACCAGACUCCUCUGGUGAGUCUGCAUGCAGAAGGCGACUGGAGUGCGGACAUUGACUCCAUUGUUCUCUACAACCCCUUGCAGCCCUUCCCAUCCAGUACUUGGGACUGGAUCGGACUCUAUAAGGUUGGAUUCAGCAGCGUGUCAGACUACGUGACCUACACGUGGGUCAAAGACGACGAAGUGGCCUUCAACGACGAAGUGAUGCAGGUGUUCAUGGGUAAAGAGGAAAUCCCGGUUAGGGGUGGAGAGUGUGUCCUGUGUUACUAUAGCAGCAACCUGCGGUGCAUCAUUGGAAUUAGUGAACCAUUUAAGGUCCAAGAGUCCAAGGUAGCUGUGGCAGAAGGCUUGUUUCCUGAGAGGAUCAAUGGACUGGACAGAAUAGCAAGAAGUGAAGACUAACCAAACCAAAUCACCAAAUCACUCCCAAAUGUGGAACAAUUGAUCUGACUGUACCUGAUCCGGUUUCUUGACCUCCAGCUCAGAAUUCAAAUUAGGAAUCUCAUCCCAAGUGACCCCAACACCUCUGUGGUUGGUAUAUUUUUCUAGAAUGAGUGGUCUUCUGGUAGACAGAGCAACUGCUGUAGUAUUACCUGGCUAAUGUUCAAUAGCUUAUAGAUGUAAAGACGAAGGGUAUUUCCUUAAGACCAGCUCAGGGAUGAAGGAACCACGGCAGGUUUUCUGCUUAAGCUCGGCUUCUGUUAGAAAACAGCAACCCUCCAGUAAACUGUCAGCUUGGAAAAGGGAAUUGGAAAGCAAACUGUUCUCUUUCCAUGCUAUCUUAACACCAAUUUAUAUGUAAACACUUUUCAUAUUUUCAGCAAUUGUAUGCUUUUUCUGAGUGCCAGUCUGUGUUUGUGCAAAGCACUGAUUCCUCAUUUUACAGCAUAUUCUCUCAUUGAAGAAAAUAACCUUAAAAAAACAGAAUCUUUUGUGAGAUUAUAGAGUGUGCAGAAAGUGUGAAAUGUUUAGAAAAGUGAGAAGUUUUUGUUCUGGAAGCUUCUCUAUCUGUGUACUGUCAUAAAAGAAUCACUGCUGUUGUGUGAAAGCUAGAUGUGAUUGUGAUUUAAAUAAUUUGUGAUUAUUGAUAUUGUUGUAGAGACAAGCUGCUGUACAAAGACAAAUGAUUAUUUGACAGUUUGGAUUUUAAAGCUCUCCAAUUGUUCACUGAGAACUGAACUGCUGUUUUAUUAGUUGGAUUUGUUUCCAAUGACUACAAGUCAGAUUUGUAACUUCAGCCCACAGGAGGUUUUAAGAAAAUAUUGAAAUCAUUCCUUUUUAAUGUAGAUUGUGGCAUCACUGUAAACUUAAUGACUAUUUUUGCACUGUUUAAUGUUGUUAAACAUAUAUAUAUAUAUAUAUUUAAGAUUUGUCAUUAUUAUUAUUCAGUAUAUGUUUUGUGGCAAAUUCAUCAAGUGCCUUUAAAGCUAUUGUCUAAACUGAACUGUAUGCUGCUUGCCGUAACUUUGACCUCUUCAUCACCAGUUCCUUAUGUUUAAUCUUUUGACAUCUUUAUUGCUUAUUUUAUCAGAUCUCAAUUUGAUCUUUCUGAAACUUUUUUUGCUGUUGACUUCUUUUGUCAGCUGUUUCCUUGCGAAUGUACUGUAAAAAAAAAAAAAAAAAAAAAGAACUUUUCAAAAAUAAAACUUAUAUAAUUCCA
Gambusia affinis (western mosquitofish) is the source of this 2910-nucleotide messenger RNA. RefSeq names its product inositol polyphosphate-5-phosphatase Ka (gene inpp5ka). The coding region runs from base 228 to 1652 and encodes 474 amino acids. Gene Ontology annotation, cellular component: ruffle; endoplasmic reticulum; plasma membrane. Gene Ontology annotation, biological process: negative regulation of glycogen biosynthetic process; phosphatidylinositol dephosphorylation; negative regulation of insulin receptor signaling pathway. Lineage: Eukaryota; Metazoa; Chordata; Actinopteri; Cyprinodontiformes; Poeciliidae. Gene Ontology annotation, molecular function: phosphatidylinositol-4,5-bisphosphate 5-phosphatase activity; phosphatidylinositol-3,4,5-trisphosphate 5-phosphatase activity; inositol bisphosphate phosphatase activity. The record is from RefSeq and is a predicted model, not a curated record. The transcript is spliced from 13 exons.